Molecule: messenger RNA, 1152 nt
Organism: Apis laboriosa (Himalayan honeybee)
Lineage: Eukaryota; Metazoa; Arthropoda; Insecta; Hymenoptera; Apidae
Exons: 4
Coding region: 1-1152 (383 amino acids)
Source: RefSeq, a predicted model, not a curated record
AUGCAAUUUGGAAUUCUCUUCUCGGUGGUAGCGACAUUGCUACAGACUAGCUAUGGUGGCUUUGUAUCCAUCAGGAUGCCGUACUUGAAUCCAGCAGGUGUAACUUAUAUAAAUAAUAUCGAACCUGAAGCUCAGCUUGCUUAUAGCAUUCCUGCUAAAGUCGAAGCCCAACACGUUGGAUAUGCAGCUGCUCAAGUUCCAGCAGUGGCUACUGUACCUUUCGUCAAACAUGUACCAACUGUUUCUCAUGUACCAAUUACUAAAAUUGAAGCACAACCUGCUGUUUUGGAAAAACAAUUAGAUGUGGUAAAACCGGCCGUUUCUACUCGUAAAUUCGAAGUACGUCGUCCAGCAAUUCAAAAGCAAUUUUAUGACAUUGAAGAACGCGUAGUUGUUCGUCCAGCUGGCUCAGCAGUAGUUGAACUUGAUCAACCAACUUCCAAAACUCAGAAAGGACCAGCUGUGAUUCAACCUUUGGUCCAACAUUUCGAAGCAACUCAAACUCUUCCAUCUCCAACAGUUUCUUCUCCUCCAAUUUCUAAUGAUGAUGAAACUGUUGUAGUAGAAAAUCCUGAAUUUCGCAAACUCAAUGUUCAGAAUCAGGCUAGUGGAAGUUUACCUCAAUUAAAAACUAACUUGAACGGUGCAUUAUCGAAUGAACCUCUCGUUGCUCAUGAUCCCUCACCAAGUGUUAUCGUUAGUCCCAAUUCCUCUCCUGAACAGGACCAACAAAAUCAAAACAAAUUGAUCGAAUUGCUCACUGCUCGUGGUAAUGUUGCUGAGGUUGGAUUCGGUCGUUCUGGUCCCUCUCAAUCCGCAAUUGGAGAUGUUGGCCAGGUUCGAGGUCGAGUAAUUUCCGCCACUCCUGCUCCGGAAUCUGCGGAACCAGCUGAUGAACGAGUUUCUACAAGACGUGUCGUGAUUAGCAGACCAAUUGAAACUCUUCAAGAAGUGAAUGUUGUGGAACCAGCAACGAAAAUAGAAAGAGUAUCCGUACAACAACCUACCUUUAUAAAAACCGCGCGUUUGGAUCAUGUUCAAGUUCAUAGUUCUGUCCCUGUAAUCGGAAAAGCUCUUGCACCAACGAUUGCUCAUGCUGCUGUUCCGGUUUAUCAGAAAACCAUUUCGCCAGCUUAUGAAUAUUAUCACUAA